AUGAUACGCCGAGUUAUAGUAGUCGGCAGUACAAUUAUAUCUUACGGAUAUUACAAAUUGUUCACUCCGGAAGCGCCUAGAAAAUAUAUUUACUCAAACAGAUCUAAACAUGACAGGUCAGCAACAGUAAGUCUUAUCAUCGGCACUGGUAUUAUCGGUCUGACGAGUGCAUAUUAUUUAGCAAAAAGUGGACAUAAAGUUAUUUGUAUUGAAAAACGAGAAGAUGUAGCUUUAGAAACAAGUUAUAAAAAUGGCUCAUUAAUUUGUCCAUCCCUAUUGACUCCAUGGGCGAAUUCGAACGUACCAAAGAAAUAUCUUAAAUCAAUAUUUUCUUUUUCAUCAAACACAACGUCUACUAAAAUUUGGCCAAGUAAUUAUGUUUCUAUGAGAUUCUAUCGUUGGAUGUAUGCAUAUUUAAAAAACUGUACAACAAAAGCUCAGGCUAAAAAUGCAAAGAAUUUAUUAGCACUUAGUAUGUAUUCUCGACAAUGUUUGGAUGAUAUUCUUAAUGAAACUUCUAUAUCGUUUUCUCGUUGUUCGAUUGGUUCAUUACAAUUAGCUGAAGAUUCGACUAUUCUUGAGGAAAUAAUUGAAGAAUCAAAGUUUAAUGAAAAUAUACAAAUUCUAUCAACAUCAGAUGAAGUUAUUAAACAUGAACCCAUAUUAGCAGCAGUUAAGGAUCGGUUACACGGUGGCGUCUUUAGUUCAUCAGAUACAAACGGAAAUAUUUAUGAAUUUUGUUGCGAAUUGAAGAAAAUUCUCAUCGAAAAAUAUGGCGUUCAGUUUCUAUUUAAUCAGGAGAUUAAAAGUUUUAUUGUAGACAGUACAAGUGAAAGUAUUUUUGGGGAACAAAAGAGUCAUAUAGGUGGAGUUACGACAAAUUCGAAUCAAGUCAUUCAUAAAAUAGAUAAUAUAAUUUUAACAAAUGGAAAUUAUAUUAUGCCAUUGAUGGAAAAACUAAAAGUUUUUAUACCAGUUUAUCCUGUUAAGGGCUAUGUAGUUGAAAUAGUAACCCCACCGAAUAUUCCAUUUCCAUCGAUGAAUUUAGUCGAUGAUGGAAAUAAAUUAUAUAUUUCAGCAUUAAAGCCAAAUGAUAAACAAGGCAUAGUUCGAGUUAGUGGUCUUGCUGAAUUUGCAGGAUGGAAAGAUAUUGGUGUUCUUAGUGAACCAGAUCGAGCUCAAUAUUUGUAUGAACAAACAAUAAAAUGGUUACCACAUUUAGAGCCGUAUGAAAAAAAAUUUCAUAGUUGUUCGCGUCCUGUUUCAGCUGACGACGUACCAUUGAUUGGACAGUAUGAUCAUUUUGAUAAUCUUUUUGUUAAUUGUGGUCACGGUAGUAAAGGAUGGACCCUUGCAUUUGGAUCAGCUGCUCUAUUGGAAAAUAUUAUUAACGGAAAGCCAACUCCGAAAGUAGUGCCAGCCCUUGAUCCUGAUCAAUAUUCUCCAAAUAGAUUUUAA
Molecule: messenger RNA, 1458 nt
Organism: Rotaria socialis
Lineage: Eukaryota; Metazoa; Rotifera; Eurotatoria; Philodinida; Philodinidae
Source: the annotation of a GenBank genome assembly